Chenopodium quinoa (quinoa) is the source of this 549-nucleotide messenger RNA. RefSeq names its product tetraketide alpha-pyrone reductase 2-like. Gene Ontology annotation, molecular function: oxidoreductase activity, acting on the CH-OH group of donors, NAD or NADP as acceptor. Bases 1 to 549 code for a protein of 182 amino acids. The record is from RefSeq and is a predicted model, not a curated record. Lineage: Eukaryota; Viridiplantae; Streptophyta; Magnoliopsida; Caryophyllales; Amaranthaceae. The transcript is spliced from 3 exons.
AUGUCUUUAAUCAGUGAUCUAGUUAAAGUAUACUGUUUCUGCUACUGGAUGCAGCUGUGGUAUGCAUAUGCAAAAACAUUAGGAGAAAAGGCGGCAUGGGAAGUAGCUAAAGAGAGUGGUCUUGAUCUAGUGGCGGUGAAUCCAUCAUUCGUGGUUGGUCCGUUGCUAACUUCACAGCCUACAAGCACACUGGAACUCAUAUUGUCACUUACUAAAGGUGAAAUUUCGAGAUAUCCAAAACAGGUUAUAGGAUUUGUUCACAUAGAUGAUGUAAUCGCUGCACAUAUAUUAGCAAUGGAGGAAACCAAAGCAUCAGGAAGGUUAAUAUGCUCGAGCGCGUUUGCUCACUGGUCAGAUAUCAUGAAGAUGCUCAAGGAUAAGUAUCCAAUGUAUCCAUUUGAAAGCAAGCAAGGCAGUACUGAAGGAAAUGAUUUCCCACAUAGCAUGGACACUAGCAAGAUUAUGCAGCUAGGAUUCCCUGGUUUCAAAAGUAUUCCACAAAUGUUCGACGAUUGCAUCCAGAGCUUCCAAGACAAAGGAUUUUUGUAA